Habropoda laboriosa is the source of this 1083-nucleotide messenger RNA. RefSeq names its product sorting nexin-24-like. Gene Ontology annotation, molecular function: phosphatidylinositol phosphate binding. The coding region runs from base 109 to 654 and encodes 181 amino acids. NCBI's taxonomy places the organism in Eukaryota, Metazoa, Arthropoda, Insecta, Hymenoptera, Apidae. The transcript is spliced from 4 exons. The record is from RefSeq and is a predicted model, not a curated record.
UGAUAUGAAAGUGCAGUGAUCGAACCGUUGCGCUAUAUUUAUACUCUGUUACAAUAUUACUGAUUUAUCAUACGUGUUUCAAGACUUCAGAAAAUUUCUAGCGAUGCAAUGUAUCAAGUUUUCAUUAGCGGAUACCGUUUGGUCGAAGUGUCACACGGCAAGCCCUAUUAUGUUUACUGUAUCGAAGUACUGGAGACGGAAACUGGUACUCGAUAUUUCAUCGAGAGAAGAUACAGCGAAUUCAGCGCGCUACAUCGUACGUUACGUCAACUGAACAUUUUCAGCAAUAUAUUUCUGAAAAAGGGAAAUGCGGACGUUGUUCCGUUUCCACCGAAGAAGGUAAGAAAUUGCCAGCCGAAGGUACUCGAGCAAAGGCGCGCAGCAUUGGAAGUGUACAUUCAAAAAAUGCUAAGGCUUUCAACCACGAAGCAACAGGUUCUGAAUUUUCUGGGUAUAGAAGAACCAACACCAGGCGUAUCAUACAAAAGCACGUACAAAAAUACGGAGGAGCCUCAGCACAUUCAUUCCAGUACUCUCGGCCAUCAACCUGUGUUAACAUUUCAAUGUGAUCCACAUGUGCAAUCGAGCGCCAUGUCGAACAGUCUUCCGGAUAUUGUGAUCAAUGGAGUACUUUUGGGUAUAUACACGUCAUGAGCAGCUCACACCCAAUUACACCCAACGAUAUUUUUCACGAACAGCAUCAAACGAACUACGUUUCAUAAAAAAGAAAAACAAACUUCCUCGUUGUAUAAUUCACAUGUAUUUUCUCGUCCCACUUUAAUUGUGGGAGUACGUUGUUAUAGUGGGAGUAUCUUUGUGGGUGUACGUCGACGAAUGUAUGCGUAGAAAGAAGUAGGUGGUACCGUUUCAUGUACAUAUAUUCUAACGUCACGUUGUCAGAGUACGCGACAAUGCGUCAUAUCUUUUCGGAAAUUUGAUUAAUCAAGAAGGAGAAAAAUCGAGUUCACGUGUAACUCGAUCAAGUUUCAAACGAUUAAACUAUAACUCCACUUAGAGGAUUUAAAAAGGUAACAGUUACACGAGAAUCUAUGUAACCCCAUGACAUGCCAGAAAAAAAAAUAU